Messenger RNA from Sebastes umbrosus (honeycomb rockfish), 2701 nucleotides. RefSeq names its product ankyrin repeat domain-containing protein 10-like. The record is from RefSeq and is a predicted model, not a curated record. The coding region runs from base 186 to 1289 and encodes 367 amino acids. Gene Ontology annotation, molecular function: protein binding. Lineage: Eukaryota; Metazoa; Chordata; Actinopteri; Perciformes; Sebastidae. The transcript has 6 exons.
GGCUCUUUGAACCGACUCGUUCGCGACCGAAACAUCACUAAGCCAGACUCCAGUCCGGGUCUUGUGCUUCUCCAGCCGCGUAGAGAGGCUUAUCUCCUCUUCCUUUGUGUUUGAACCUCUCUUAAAUCUGCUCAGUGGGACAACCCGGGAGAAACGUCUCUGUCCUCCACUCUCACAGCUCACUAAUGUCUGAGGGACUGGAACCAGACUCGUCCAGAGAUGAGGUGUUAAUCAGCCGGUUCCCCAUCCACCGAGCCUGUCGGGAUGGAGAUGUCGGAGCUCUGGUGUCUCUGAUCCAGCAGCUCUCCAGUCCGGCUCCUCUGACCGCGGAGGACUCCUGCUGCGGAUGGAGCCCCUUACACUGGGCGGCUCACUACGGACAGCUGGAGUGUGUGGUGCGCCUGGUGCAGAUGGGUUGUGAGGUGAACACAGUGACCAGCCGCUUCAACCAGACACCAACACACACGGCAGCGUUCGGAGGACAUCCUCACUGCGUGGUGUGGCUCACUCAGGCCGGAGCAGACGUCAACAGGCAGGAUUUUGUAGGUGAGGCUCCCCUCCACAAGGCGGCUCGUUCAGGUAGCUUGGAGUGUAUCCAGGUCCUGUUGAUAGCAGGAGCAAAACCACAAUUAAGGAACGCCAGUGGGCAGACGGCUGCAGACCUGGCCCACGCUCACGGCUUCCUCGACUGCUUCUGCUUCAUCUCCAAAACCAAGAAGCACCUGCUGCAGCUCAGUGGGAACGGCGCCCCGUGUGGGGGGGGCCUGCUCAGCAGGAAGAGGCUGCUGGCGGCCGUGGACGCCGGUCACAUGAAGAAAGCCAGGGGAGCUGAGAAUGUGUUGGUGCAGAUGCAGAGCAGUGGAGGCGAGGAGCUGGAGAGCAUGAACAUGGAGUCUGCACAGGAGCUCAACUCAGGCAAAGCCAUCACCAACAGCCCUCAUCACACGCUGCCUUACGCUGCCCAGGAUGACCCCGAGACACCCUUGCCGACCUCCCCUCCAGCCAAUCAGCAGGCAGCAGCUCCCGCUCAGCACUCUUCUGCCGACAUGUGUGGCUCCCUUCAUCAGAGCGGCAGUCCCAGCAGCUGUGUGUCCCACCGGCCGGCCUGGCAGGGGCUGAUGGGAGCAGACUGCAGGGACUUCCUGCACUACGGACACUACCACGGCUUCGGAGACACGGCGGAGGAGCUGAGCGACAGCAGCUGCCUCGACUACAGCAGCAGCAUCCAGGCCGAGCACAGAUACAAGCAGGCCGUGGCGAGCACCGUCCACCUCUACCACGACUCAUAAAGACAGAGCCCUCACAGCCGGCCUCCUGCUCUCUGACACGCCUUCUCUUAACUAGAAGUAAAGAACACUUUUGGGAAGUUUCCGCCAAACCCAGAGUCACAGGUUUAACCUAGUUUGAUGAAAUAUUCCUCGCUUCUUUCUCACGGUCUUCAUCAGUGAGACGGAGCUGGCUGGAGAGAGAUCACUUCUGAUCACUUUCACAUCUGACGCCAAAGAUAAUCUUCAGAGACACCCUCACAUAGCUUCAAAAGUCCCUAAACUCUCAUGAGUUUAAUCUAAUAAACAUCUUAUAUUUCAAUAUAGUCAACAUAUUCAUAUUGUAGAACUAAACAUGUGAAAAGAUAGUUGUGGUUUAGGAGCAUUAGAGCAGUGACUGCAUCCAGUAGCUGUGUCCACAGUUCCACACCACACACCAACUGUGCACUCUAUGUACUAUUGUCAUGGUUUUUACAUGUUCUUUGUGCAUUGCAUUGUGGGACAACAGUUUACAUCAAACUCAAAAAGUUUCUGGAUAAUAUCUGUCAUUGUUUUGUGUUGUUAAUUGAUUUCCAAUAAUAGAUAUAUACAUAUAUUUGCAUAAAGCAAGCAUAUUUGUCCACUCCCAUGUUGAUAAGAGUAUUAAAUACUUGACAAAUCUCCCUUUAAGGUUCAUUUUGAACAGAUAAAAAUGUGCAAUUAAUCACGAUUAACUGGACAAUCAUGCAUUAAUCACGUUUAAAUAGUUUUAAUGGAUUGAUUUAAUACUAAUAUUUAGCUCAGUUGAACUGGGGUUGGCUAAUAUUGAUAUGAAACUGAUAUUGAUCUCCUUUAUAUUGUUGGAUUCCUAUAAAAUGAUGGUGAGAUGUGACUCUGGAUGUGAUGGUGUUUGCUGGUUGGACUGAAUUCUUCACUCAGCAGCCUCCAGCGUGUCUCCACCUGAACUCCGUCACAAACAUCCUCACUGUUCUUGCCGUUGUAACAGAUCAUUUUGCCUUUGUUUCCACGCAUUAUCUCCUCCUCUGUAUUUCUGUAUUUACAACACUGACUAGUCUUCUGACUCUGUUACUGCUGGCUGGUUUGCACUAUUACGUGUCCUCUCUGGACGUGGACCGAUCUGCCGUCCUUCAGCUGCAAGGAACACCUGCACUGACGCUCCUUGCUAGCCUUGACCUACCAAAGGGAAUAUAUGUUAAUGGUUUUUUGUUACUUUUAUUUUGAAAAUCAUGUGUUAUUUAUGUUUUUAGAGCAGAUGAAUGUUUUCUAUUCAGAGCUGUACUGUAAUUUUAUAAAGUAGUCUUUUGGGGAAUUUUUGGGAUUAUUGUAACUGCCUCUUUUUGUAAACACUAUGUCAGCUGUGUUGGAACGUGCACGGCUGCUUUUAUACUCGUUCUGGUUUUUGCUAUUAAAACAUGUUUUGCAGUUUCAUAAAAAAA